ACUGUCUCAAUGGAAGUGGUACCAGCCUGGGCCCCAGCAGUGGGUUUCACACUCCUGCCCCAUGCAGGAGGAUUUUUAGGAAGCAAGAUAACCAAAAAGGAAAUCCCAGUGUGGUAUGAAUCUCUACAGAAGCCAUCCUGGUGUCCACCUAACUGGGUGUUUGCUCCUGUUUGGGGAACUCUCUAUACGUCUAUGGGAUAUGGCUCCUACUUGGUGUGGAAAGAAUUAGGGGGCUUCAAUGAAAAAUCGGUGGUUCCUCUGGGUCUGUAUGCAGGGCAGCUGGCAUUAAACUGGGGAUGGACUCCAAUAUUUUUUGGAGCUCACAAAAUGGGAUGGGGAUUGGUGACUCUCCUGCUGGCAACUGGUACAGCAACAGCUACAACUGCUUCGUGGUAUAAUAUCAACAAAACAGCAGCUUAUUUGAUGGUUCCUUAUUUAGCUUGGCUAACCAUGGCUUCUGCGCUCAAUUACCGUAUCUGGAAGGACAAUCGCAACAAGAAACAAUCUGAAUAAACAGUUUUCAGCCAAAAAGAUUCACACCCCACACCCCCCCCCCGAAUUUUCUAAAUAAAGUAUGGCCUAAUUUUAUUUUUAGCUGAACUACUUAAAUCA
Molecule: messenger RNA, 612 nt
Organism: Cariama cristata (Red-legged seriema)
Lineage: Eukaryota; Metazoa; Chordata; Aves; Cariamiformes; Cariamidae
Gene: TSPO
Product: translocator protein (18kDa)
Exons: 3
Coding region: 10-513 (167 amino acids)
Cellular component (GO): membrane; endoplasmic reticulum
Molecular function (GO): cholesterol binding
Source: RefSeq, a predicted model, not a curated record